AUGUUCACGAAGAAAACGAAUAUCGAUCUGAAAAAGUCGACCCUAAAAAUUCAGGACAGCAAAAAAGAUUCCGCUGCCCGUUUACGCCAUCUGAAAACGAUACUUGAGCACGUGGACAGCGAUGAAGCGAAAAAUUUGUUCGAAGCCAACUACAGCCAUGUCUACUACAUUCUCUACGACACCUUCGUCCAGGCGGAAGCUAAUCUGAAGCAGCGUGAGUUAUCGUUUCAUCUCGUACACAAAACGCACCGCGAAGAACUGGAUGGCUCCCUUUGGCUUCUGAGUAAAAUUCUCUGCCUCCUGCCGGAACUGGUCCAGAGACGAUGGCAGUGCCACUCGCUCGGCCGCAUACUGGCCAAGCUGCUGCACUACGGCAACAGUGUCAAGUUGCGCCGCGAAGGUGUAAAAUACUUUCUGCUCUGGUACCAGGCACUGGGAGACAAUGCGCCGCCCUUCGUGCACGGUAUGUUCACGGAGCUGGUACCUGGGCUGAGUGUGCCGCAGCGUGGCAAAGGACGGGAGGUGAUCGGUUUGAUACCGGGCGACAGCGAUUUUAUCGCCACGGAUAUGCUGAACCAUCCCAACCUCAAGGGUGAACUAGGUGGCUCCGUGUUUCACGAUACGACCGCAACGCAUCCGGUAAAGUCACCAGAAAUUCAACCACUUAUUCCGCCAAGCUCGAGUGAACGAACGGCGGCCCCGGACCCACGAGAUGGGCUCGAGAUCCUGCUCGACUGCAUGGUGCAAUCGUGCGGAUGUUUGAAGUGGCGUGACAACAGCCCGCAUCGCCACAUUCGCACGUUCAACUUUUUGUUGACAAAGUUCCGCGAGCAGUAUCUGCCGGUGUUCUGUCCCUCGUUCGACUACAGCACCUCCGUCUACGAACCGAAACUCGAUUUGCCGGUCGUGCGGAAUGUUUCGAAGCGCGAAGAAGUCAUGAGCUCGUGCGUGGUGGUUCUGGUCAUCUGGAUUGCCAAGUACACUCACGAACGACAUGUCAGCAGCAAACUCGAACAGGUCCUGUCGAUCGACGACGAACCGGCCGGGGUGGGUGGAGGAGCAUCGGCAGCCGCCACAGGAAUCCUUGUGUCUAACCUACGCCACCUAGGCUACACCCAGACGCAGCUGGUACGCGAUGUGCUCUACUCCAGUCGGGAAACCGUAAACUUUGUCCACGAAAUCUACCGCCAGGCAUUUCUGAUGGCCUUCACUUCGAAAUCGCAGAUCGAAGCGAUGCGCAUCGCGAUCUCGGUGUACCGUGACUGGAUGAGCAGUAUACCGCCGCCACCCUUUCUUCUCGAACCGGAACUAGAGUCUAUGGCUGUCGCGGCCGGAGACGGGACGUUUCCCUCGACACAACCUGGCGGAAUUCCGGCGAUACCGACCGGGGGUCGCCCGGGAAGUCAAAGACUGCGUACCGACUCGUACCUUGGCGCGAUGAUGCCCGGAAAAGACACCGCAGCCGGUAGCUCCAUCCGGGCGGGUUUGCAGAAUGUGCUGCAAGUGUUUGUGACGAACGCGGUGAACGUUUUCAUGGUCAGCACGGCACACCUGAAUAUGCACUUCCAGUCGAAGACGACCGGGGAUGGGUUUGCAACGCCGCUUGACGAGCAGACGGAUAUUUGCAAGCGCGUUCUCAACAUUUACCGUACGAUGGUGAUGAAAACCCGUAUGGAAGCGAAAACCUGGGAGCAGCUACUGCUCGUCCUGCUUCAGGUGACUGCCGUCAUCCUGCAAAACUCGCCCCCGAACGCCAAACGCAACAACCUCGGUGGUCGGCUGGCGCAACCCAUCUUUCAGACGCUCAUCGUUACGUGGAUUCGGGCGCACACGAACGUGCCCGUCAAUCCUGGGCUGUGGGAUCGCUUCCUGAAGGUGCUCUCUUCGCUGACACACCGCGAGGAACUGAUCGUUGAGUGGGACAAAACAAUGCAAACUUUGACGCGCGUCCUUGCGCGCCAAGUGUACAACAUCAAUCUUUCCGACCUUCCACUCGAUCGGUUGGCGGAACAGAAAGGCAAACGGAAGCGUGGAACACCUUCCAGUUGGGUGGGCGGAGGAGGAGGUGGAACUGGCUCAACAGUAUCGACAACGCAAAUGAUUAUUGGCGACGGGCGUGCAAUCGACGCACAUGCCAUUGCAGGGCAAGUGUCCUCAAGCAACACGCCUCACUCGGAUCUAACGAACGGAACUGGUGGGGCCACGGGGCGGAUGGGCGAUUCAUCAGCAGCGAGUAAUCGGAUUGUGAGCAAAUACGACGAUCACGCACAUACCGUUGCACGCGUGCCGGGUGGAAGAAGUAUUCCAGGAACACCGUCCCUGAACCGAAGCUAUAGCGAGGGAAGCCUAUUGCUGGCGGCACCCUUCCGAAAGAGCCGUGCCCGGAGACGGCUGAGAAAUGGAGGUGCAGCACGAGACCAACAACAGCAGCACCAGCCGUCAGUUGCCGCUGAUCAUUCCUUUGUCCGUAUGCUAUCCAACACGUCCACAUUCCUGAGCAUCAGCAGUGAAAACAUGGAGAUGGCUUCCUUCUCAGAAUGUCACGAUACUUCGCUUACGUCAGCAGGUGCUGGUGGAGGCAUCGGACGUCGGGCGGUAUCGUUGGACUCCGUGCGACCGGGGCCAGGUGAUGACGGAUCACAAAAGCAUGACGGUACGGCCAGUGGCUAUCGCGGGGUUGGCGAUGGUCCCGGAGGUGCUGGUGGUGGUGCUGGUGGUUCGCGUAGCCCAUCACCGACCGCUUCCAGUGGGAUCGAGAGUGGUUCGAUCAAGGACUCUCCGAUGCAGCUUGCAGACGCCCUCACGGCGGACAGCUCCAGCAUUGACACGCAGGACGAUCCACAAUCGUUUGGAGGAUCAUCCACCUCGAUGGGAGGGGGCGGAUCGACUUCGGCUGAUCGUCGUUCAAUACUGGCCGGUGGUUCAGCUCGCGGAUGGCUACCAGAUGUGGCUGCGGUCAUGUGGCGCCGAAUGCUCGGUGCGCUGGGAGAUGUGAACAAAAUUCUCAACCCAAAGCUGCACGCCCAGGUCUACCAGUACCUGGUCAGCAUGACCGAAAGUUUAAUCAAAAUUCGUAUGAAUCAGGGCAUUGCGAUCGAGGGAGGAGCUUCGGUGUCCAUGCCGCUACCAGGGACCGGUAAUCUUGUACCUCCCAUUGCCCUAGUAGCCCCGUGGUGUUACGGAGCGCUAGCACUCGAUGCGCAGUAUGCACAGGGAAAGUUGUACGCGAUGCAGUUGCUCUGUACGAUCGUACAGAGUGGAGCUAGCCUGGGCAAUGAUCAGUUGCCCCUGUUCUACCACGCACUACACCAAGCGCUCACUGGAGAGGAUCGAGCGAUGGCCUACACGGCUCUUCGCUAUCUCGGAGGGCCACGAUUUUUGAGCUUACUGCUUCCGGGCCACACACUGCUGCUGCUGGAUCUCGUGCACGCGGCUACCGUUGUGCUAACCUCGUCUGAAACUGGACCUCAUGCACCGCGGGCGCAUGUGGCCGGGUUGUUGGGCUCGUUGCUAUGUUUCCCGCGCACAUCUCUUCCCGGGCCCGUUCUACAACCGUCCGAACCACACAUCGACCUAAUGGAAUGUCCCGACCUGCAGGAGCACGUGUUGAAUGUGGUUCUACGCUGUGCUCGACGUGAACCGACGGCCAAAGCGCGGUGCAUUGCGAUCGCCUCCCUCGGCCAAUGGAUUCUGCAGAAUCUCACCAAUCCCGCCCCGACACAGCCCGACGAUGGUCACAAGUUUGCUCAAAAGGUGCCGCAUCAUUCGAGUGAUCAACCGCGAUCGCACACGACCAUCAAUCCACGCAUACGGGAAGCCUUUCAGGUGAUUCUGCAGGCACUACAGUUCAAGCAUCACACGAUUGCCCGACUGGCGUCGGAAACGUUGAAACUGUGCGCCGAGCAGGGACGCAAAAUUGAGCAGAUUGACCGGUUGCCGCAACUGAUCAUCGACACGGCCUGCCUCUCUCUUGACAUUCACAACGUGCCGCAUCCGCGCGAGGCGGACAAAACGGUGCUCACAUCACUGCUCCUGACGCUCGGUGAGCUGUGUAUGUCAUUUUCCGUCAGCACCCUACAGCAACCGAAGCACCAUGACUCGGGCGAGCCGCUUAUACUGACCGUGUUUCGGAUACUGUACAAAAUAGCGACGGGGCUGCAGAACGGGGAGCGCAUCAAGCUGUUCACUACUGACGAAGACUUCGACAUGAGCAUUGCGGUGGACGAUGUGCGUGAAAGUGGGUCUGGCGGAAGCUUUGGCGAGUCGGGUAGCCACCAGACGGCGGAAACGGUCGCCAACGGUCAAACGGCCAUCAGACUGUGCGCCAAAACCGUCGCCAUGCAUCUGAUCACCAAUCUGGGUCAUUUUCCGAUGGGCAUCGGUGCGACGAGGCUUAGCUCACUGGUAGACGAGCAGGACGAUCUGCUGCUGCAUCAACCGACUACCAGUGUUGCUAAUGGUGCUGCAGCAACGGGAUCGACCGCAGUUGUCGUUACUGGUGGGGGAACGCUUCUUCAGCGCGAGAACUCAAUUGCUGGUACACGUGGAAUCGAUUCGAUGGAGCUCGGUGCUUCGCAUGUGCUCGCUUCCCCAAAUAUGCAGCUGCUGAUGCUAAGCCCCGAGCUAGUGGCCAGUUUCAUCGAACUUCCGUCGCUAAGACUACCGGGAGGGGGUGCUACGGCUGGACUACUCACCGCCAACCGCCAAGUGCGGCUGUUACUACGUGACCUUAACGGGAAGGCUUGUUGGGAUGCUUCGAUACUAUACAAAGAACCACCAAUUACGCUACCGCCGGGCACCACAAUCGGGGAACAAGGUGAACGGAAGGUGACGCCGACAACGAGUGGUGAAGGUACCGAUCGCAACACAUUCCACACAGCGGCAGCCGUUUCACGGCACUAUGCCCAUCCGAUUAGUGCCGGAGGUGGCCAGAGUCCGGUUGGAGCGGCUAGACACUUUGCUAGUGGUAGUGCCUCGAUCGAUCCGCUCAUGUCUACGGCAAUCGGACUCCCGAUGACUCAUGGUCCGCGACAUACCCUACGCCAUCGACCGGUACAUCAGCUGCCGGUAGCGAAGGAUCUGGCCCCUGAUUUGGAUCAGUUAGAUGAUCUACUGCAAUACAUUGGGUACACGAGUCCAGAAUGUUUGGAUUGCACGGAAAUUCCUUUGAACACGGCGGGCCCUAGCCCCCUUGGAGCCGCACUGGAAGCGCAGACCAUUUCGAUUAUCCUGAAUCAGCGUACGAUCGAAGCAGAAGCCGUUGCAAGACAGCAUUCUAUGAGUGAACCUCCGGGAAUGAUGGCACUGGGCGCAUCUUUUCCCGCGGUCUCGACGGCGACUAGCACCAAUAGUUUUGGCGGUACAAGUGGCUACGGAAGUUACCCCAUGUCUGGCGCUCACUGCCAUUCGUACACCGAAGAAUCUCCUGCCCAACAAGGUUUCGCAGUGGGCAAUGGAACGCUGGUCAAAGGAACGUUGCAAGGGAGCGAUGCUUCAACGACAACAAAACCACCAUUCCAGCUCGGUCGCAUUCUAUUCAACCAGCUCGGUUUGGCUGGCUGGGAAAGGCGCAAGCGGACCCACCUACUCCAGCGUACCGACAAGUUGCUGCGCGAGCUGCGCAAUCUCGAUAAUCAAAAGUGCCGCGAAACGCACAAAAUGGCUGUGAUCUACGUUGCGAACGGACAGGAAGACAAGCACAGUAUUCUGCGCAACGCCUGUGGCAGCAGUACUUACGAAAUGUUUGUGUCGGCGCUCGGUUGGGAGGUGGAACUGGAAUCGCAUCACGGGUUUCUCGGUGGGUUGCCGCGCCAGGGUUGCGGCCAGACGGCACCCUAUUAUGCGACACCAUUCCUGGAAGUUAUCUAUCAUGUAGCAACCCGAAUGCCGACCGAUACUCCCGAGGCGAUACUGAACAAAACGCGCCACCUUGGUAACGACGAAGUACACAUCGUCUGGAGUGAGCACAACCGCGACUACCGGCGUGAUAUUCUACCGACCGAGUUCUGUGACGUACUGAUCGUGAUCUAUCCGCUAAAGAGUGGUCUGUUUCGCGUGACGGUCAAUAAGAAGGCCGACGUGCCGUGGUUUGGCCCACUGUCCGAUGAAAUGGUGGUUGGUGGCGCAUGCCUCGCAAGUCUGGUACGUGCUUCGGCCAUCAAUGCGAGUCGUGCCAAGCGUAGCUCGUUGUCACUUUAUCAGCAGUAUUACGAAGAGCGCAACAGAUCCCUGGAGACGGUGGCGCAACGGCACCGAGAAAAUACCACAUUCGAAGACUUCACCGCGCGCGUUUUCAGCCCGAUUGCGCCUCACAGUACGGUAGGUGUUGGUGCUGGGAGCGGGGGACCAUUGACUUCCGGCACGAAUGCUUCGGCUCCGCUGGCAGCGGCUCUUAUCGAUCACCACAGCCGAGGUCCUUCCAAAACAUGGAUACACCAUCCGGAAAUGGUAGCUACGGCACGGGAAGUAACGCAGCAAACCCUGGCCUCGGUAUCGCUUGAUCAACCAUCCCCUAGGCCGUUGCGCAAACUGCAUCCCUUCAAGGCGGCACCAAAAACGAAAUCACAGCAUGUUGGUACCGUUCCAGGAAACCACACGGUCACGCAUGCUUUCGUAGGUUCUCAUACCUCGUCCGCGGUCACAGUCGGCGGAGCAGGUCAUAACACCAGCGGAACGCCACCAGAAAGCCCAACUCUUCCGGGGCGUAAAAUCAAAUGAGAUUGGUGGUAGCUUCGGGCUACCACUAUCGGAUUGUCGAUGCCACAGCACCGUCAACCGUCGCAAACGUUAAACACCACAAACAAUACCACCACUGUUAGCGCUAUCAUGACCAGCAGCGGUUGCAGUAAGGACGAAGCGUGCGAUAAGUUGCUUCCCUCCAUCAUUCCAGCACCGCUCAUUGGCCAACGAUACGGUCUUACGGUGGUGGCCAGAAUAACCGCAUGCUUUUGUGGCAAAUGAGAUGACGACAGAACCGAGGGGUUGUGUAGAAGUCUCCGCCUGCACUAAUGUUUUUUUUUCUCGUUCUUUCCCACGCAUUAAUAUUCUAUCAAACAAAUCCGAAGCACUUCUACAAUGCAUUCGUAAGAGCGAAGGUAGAGCCGCGUCGUCGGAAAAGAGCCCUUUUUUGUGGAUAACAAACUUUUUAGCUUUAACGUCACCACUCUGUAGGUAGUUUAUGAAUGAUUGGCUCCUGGAAGGGACGGAGAGACAGAGUAGCGAGUUAUCGGCCGGAGAAACGUUUAUUAUAUACAACAGACGUUUAUAUAUUUAUUUAUUAACACUAUUAACAAAGCAGGAAGGCGACAGGAUCAAAGAAGAAGUCUCGAACAGAAUGGCAUAUAAGCAAUCGAAACGCAUUCGUUGUGAAAAAUGUGGUAAGAUGCAAGGAAGGGUAGUGAGAACAUUACAGUUGGAAGGUUGAGAACGAGAUGUGAAGAACUCUCAUCGAAACGAUGGUGUAAUCAUCACACAACAUGGCGUCCAUUAGUACCCCAAAUCGCAGGCGGGUACAAGUAUUUUUGUUACUACUUUUUAAUAUUUACAAUAUUAUUAUUUUUUUCGAUUACUUGACUGUUACUACUUUUUUGUGGUCUACGUUUGUUUAACACGCGCAUUACCUUGAAUUUAUUUGUCAUUAUUACCAUCGCACGCGCGGCACGAGCGUAGAUGAUAGGUUAGUGGAAAGAAAAUCAAUCGCUUGAGUAACUCCUUAGCAUGUAACGAUGCACCUUUCAUAAAAUUCAACAAAGACUGUCCCGAGCAAGAAAAUGUAUGGCUUAUGUAUUGCUUUAUUUAAAAACUCCCGACCAUUUUCUGCGAUUUGCGUUUCACUGCAUUUCAUCGAUCUUCAUCAAUCUUGAAGGGCAACUUUUCCUUCGCCUCGUGCGUUGUCGUCGGGCUAUAUAGGUUCCGUCCCACCGGCGGGAGGUUCGCGCGCUGAUAGGUGAUAGUAGACGCGUCCGGCAAAAACACCAAGCAACUUGGAGAAACUCUCCUUGCAUGAUUCGAUGCUGGACGAUGAUCUUUGCAAACAGAGCAGCAAUAUUGUAGUUAUGAUAGGAAUUGCAUUGGAACCAAAAAGCUGGUGUCCCAAAAAUAUGGCAAAAUCUUUUUUACGUAAACAUUUUUAGACAAAACUCACAUCACACACGGCGCAGCUUAGAUGGGACUUAGAUGGGCUGCGGAACGUCUUCGGGAAAAGGAUGGUAAUUGUUGGUCGGAGCAGUCGAAAGAGAGGAUCGUUUUGUGGUUGAUUUUUUCGAGAAAUGUUUUCACCGCACAUCAUGUUCAUUCCAGGCGACAUAGAAAGGCAACCACUAGUGCAUUGUGGGUUAAACAAACAAUUUUACAGUAUGUUGCUAGACACAAAAAGCAGAAAAGCAAAACCAACAGCAGACUAACGGCGCUUUAUGUGAGUUUGUUGUGUGCGGUGAUAAAAUGUUAAAUUUUGCAAUACCACUAUAGAUAUAUUUCUGCAGCAGCGUUGAUAGCCUACAACUUUUUGCUCCAUUUACAAACUUCUCUUUAUAGCAUUGCAACCAUUUCUGCAGCAGCAUUGUGCAUAUUAGCAUGGAGAUGCGAAACGUUUACAAAAUACGCAUUGAUCUGCUAACUGCUAACUAUAAAUACGAAGAUGGAAACACACAUACGCCUAUAGCCUAGUUAAGUCUUCUUCGGUGGUAUUCUCUUUGCCGCGCAGUUACAAUUGCGAAAUGAAAACAAAAGACAAACAUUACACUACAAUAAACAUCACGAACGAGCGAAGGGAUUGCACGUAA
Molecule: messenger RNA, 8780 nt
Organism: Anopheles bellator
Lineage: Eukaryota; Metazoa; Arthropoda; Insecta; Diptera; Culicidae
Product: probable Rho GTPase-activating protein CG5521
Exons: 8
Coding region: 1-6717 (2238 amino acids)
Biological process (GO): positive regulation of GTPase activity; regulation of small GTPase mediated signal transduction
Cellular component (GO): cytoplasm; nucleus
Molecular function (GO): GTPase activator activity
Source: RefSeq, a predicted model, not a curated record